GCGUGUCCUCAAUUCUUUCUGACCUCCAUCCUCCUGAAAAAACUACAUUGUCCUUUCUAUCCAACUCAACCCCACCUCGACUCUGCGCCAGAACACCUUUUGUCCUCAAUUCUUUCUGACCUCAAAACUUCUCAUCAUGUCAGGCACCGCUCUGAUCGUCUCUGAGAGGCGCUCGUCUCUUGAUUUCCCGACUGUGGGCUCCCCUGCUAGCGCCCCCGAGAUCCCGAUACGCUCGAGCAGCAAGAGAAAGGAUCUCUCGAGAAAAUCGAUAUACGCACUCGAGAAUGAACAUAGCGACCUAGUUGACAAGAUCAAGGCCGCCCAGAAGAAGCUCAAGCCGUCGUCGUCAUUCUAUUCCAUUUUCUAGUCAAACAAUGCAGAUCUCCUUACCAUGGACGCGGAGAGAGUCGGGGUAUAUAGCUCACUCCAGUUCCGAAAUAUCAGGAAGGCGGCGGAGGCUUGUCGAGAGAGCGCUGGGAAGACGUGGACGAGAAAGGAAGAGAAUGCCUGCUACAGUAUAUUGCACUCGCAAGACAAGCAUCAAUUGCGAAGGAGCACGCCGAAAGCUGGAGCAGACUCCUCUCCAACACUAUCCCCAAUUCGUCAAGCUCUUCAACACGUCGAGGCUAGGGUUCGACCUCAAUGCUACAUCUAAGGGCCGGCGCGAAACAAGUGACCAGUCAAUGAUGAGAGACUUGAUGAAGCAAGCCUAUUGCCCUGGCUCCAAUGGCAUUUGGGAUCCGGUGCUUGGGACUUGGGUCGAUAAGAAAGUCGGCAUCGCCGCACAUCUCUUCCCUUGGCGCUCAGCGGACCUUAUGGACUCCAUCUUCGGGAUUGGCGCCCGCGACGAACUCUUCUCGGCCGUUAACGGCAUCUUUCUCCAUUCGGCUAUAGAAGAGGCUUUUGAUAGGGGCUUCUUGGUCAUCGUCCCUGAUACCAAUUUGGAACCAAAGGAUUCCGCAGCUCCGUGGGAGGACAAAGACGAACGGCACCAGGCCCUCAAGGAUUGGGAAACGACUUUUCCCAGAGAGUACCGUAUUACGGUCUUUGACGCAACGGCUUCGACUAUGCAGGAGGUAGUGUUCCCGAAGGAGGUUUAAAAACUCGAAUUCGGGAACUUGGCCGGCCUACACGGACGCCGUCUUACAUUCAUCACCGAUAUACGGCCCAAGGCUCGAUAUGUCUGGUAGGCGUUUCUCAACGCCAUUACCCAGCUGACCUGGAAGGAGUCUGUUACAAGCCCCAACUCGUUAGUAAAGAAAGAAGUCCUCAAGGGGACAAGGUACUGGGGCACUCACGGAAGAUACGUGAAGAGGAACAUGCUCCUCGGCUUCGUCAACGAGAUUGGACACGAC
Lasiosphaeria miniovina is the source of this 1355-nucleotide messenger RNA. RefSeq lists its product as uncharacterized. The transcript has a single exon. NCBI's taxonomy places the organism in Eukaryota, Fungi, Ascomycota, Sordariomycetes, Sordariales, Lasiosphaeriaceae. The record is from RefSeq and is a predicted model, not a curated record. The coding region runs from base 375 to 1100 and encodes 241 amino acids.